Leguminivora glycinivorella is the source of this 2324-nucleotide messenger RNA. It is a transcript of the gene Mettl14, whose product is annotated as N6-adenosine-methyltransferase non-catalytic subunit. Gene Ontology annotation, molecular function: mRNA binding. The transcript has 6 exons. The record is from RefSeq and is a predicted model, not a curated record. Gene Ontology annotation, cellular component: nucleus; RNA N6-methyladenosine methyltransferase complex. Lineage: Eukaryota; Metazoa; Arthropoda; Insecta; Lepidoptera; Tortricidae. The coding region runs from base 66 to 1202 and encodes 378 amino acids.
UCAGAAAUGACGCCGACUCCGUGACGAGUCCAAGUUAUUAAUUUUAUAGAGACUUAGCAAGCAAUAUGAGUGAAAAACUAAAGGAAUUACGUGAGCGCUCUCAAAAGAGAAAGAAACUUUUAGCACAAACUCUUGGUGUUUCGAGUGUGAGUGAGCUGCGACAGGCUCUAGGGACCUCUAGCGAUGUGCCAGCCAAGAAGCAGGCGGUGGCGGAAGGCGCGGAGGACAAGCCGACUAGCAAAGAACAACCUGAUGAAUUGGUGUACACAGACUCUUCCACUUUUCUUAAGGGCACCCAGUCCUCGAACCCCCACAAUGACUACUGCCAGCACUUCGUGGACACCGGCCAGCGGCCACAGAACUUCAUCCGAGACGUGGGGCUGGCCGACCGCUUCGAGGAGUACCCCAAGCUACGGGAACUCAUCAAGUUGAAGGAUGACUUGAUUGCACAGACUGCAACACCGCCUAUGUACUUGAAGUGUGAUUUGAAGACAUUUGACCUAAAGCAGAUGGGCAGCAAAUUCGACGUGGUACUAGUGGAACCACCAUUAGGCGCUGGCUGGCGCUGGCCUGACGUACUUGCCUUGGAUCUGCAGCAAAUAGCCCAGCCCAGGUCCUUCGUAUUCUUGUGGUGUGGGAGCUCAGAAGGACUAGACAUGGGCCGCGAAUGCCUCAAGAAAUGGGGUUUCCGUCGCUGCGAGGACAUCUGCUGGAUCAAAACCAACAUCAACAACCCGGGGCACUCCAAGAACCUGGAACACAAUGCUGUGUUCCAACGCACCAAGGAACACUGCCUUAUGGGCAUCAAGGGAACCGUCCGGAGGUCUUCAGACGGAGAUUUUAUUCAUGCUAAUGUGGAUAUUGAUCUGAUUAUAUCGGAGGAUCCGGAGUUUGGGAGUACGGAGAAGCCGAUUGAGAUAUUUCAUAUUAUGGAGCACUUUUGUUUGGGACGGAGAAGAAUCCACCUAUUCGGUCGCGACUCGACCAUCCGCCCCGGCUGGGUGACCGUCGGCCACGAGCUCACCAACUCUAACUUCAACGCCGCACUAUACGCGGCCAACUUCGCUGAGGGCCGGGACUCCACCGGCUGCACGGAGCGUAUUGAGGCCCUGCGGCCUAAGAGCCCGCCGAAUACUAAUAAGGCCCGUCCGCGCGGUCGCGGAGGCUUUAGAGCGCGUGGCCGCGGCCGACCCGCGCUGUAGACUACAACACUCCACAAACUAGAGAUGCACCGAAUAUUCGGUUACUAUUCGGUGUCCGGCCUAUUCGGCCAUUAUUUUAAUAUUCGGCCGGAUACCGGAUAGUGACGUACUAUCCGGCCGGAUAACGGAUGUGCUAUUUUUGAUUAAAUGAUUAUGGGGUAAACAAAUUAAAUGUUAUAAUACUUAUAAUCAUAGUCCUUUGUUAUUAAAAAAAUAAACAUUUAAACAAAAAUGGACUCCGCACGAAGUUCACUACGAAAAAGUCAAAACCUGCACGACGCGCCCGCUCCCUGCUUAAAUUGUACGUAUUGUAGGUAAAAUUCUGCUGUCCGAAUAUUCGGCGGCCGGAUACCGAAUAUUCGGCCGAUGGUUGGGCCGAAUAUUCGGUUUCCGGCAUCCGGCCAAACAACUAUUCGUUGCAUCUCUACCAAAAACCCAACAAGGCCCACCUUGUGCUGACUAUGCGCCUUACAACACUAACAAGGCCCGCCCCGCGGUGUCACACCUCGAACACUGGCGAUCAAAUAUACGUGUGUGUUCCAUACGGGCGAAUAUCUUAAUGACGAUUAGUAUCGGACCUAAAAAGCCUAACUACGUGGUUUUUUUUUAAAUAGAUGAGAUAUUUUUUUUUCAUACAUAAUAAUUCAGCACGCAAUGUAUUAUAUCCACAUCAAUUAGCCUACCUACCUAAACGUCAUUACGACAUGCCGUUUAUGUAUGUCAAAUUAAUUGGAUGGUGUACAUUGCUGUUUGGCCAGAUUUCAAAAAUUAAUUACUCAAUGAAUAACACUUUUUAACAAAAUGAUUAUCCUACACGAUUCGUAUAAUCAGAUACUUUAACUGGAUACAUUAUUCGCCCGUAUGGAAUCCACACGCUGUAUGAAAGAGGCGCGUUCCCAGCACACAGUUUCAAGGCCCGCUCAGUGCCCCAGGGAGGAAAUUGUGCGAUAAUAUAGCAAAAGAAACUUAAAACUACUGAAAAAUACAGAUACGAGAUAGUUUUAACCCUUAAAUGCAUGAUUUUUUUCUUUUAACUAGAAAUUAAUAAUGUGAUAGACAAUGGUUUUCUGACUCUAGGAAAAAUAAUAAAAAAAUAUUUAACAUCGAUUUUAAUACUAAAUC